Messenger RNA from Fundulus heteroclitus (mummichog), 1851 nucleotides. RefSeq names its product phosphatidylinositol glycan anchor biosynthesis, class W (gene pigw). Bases 120 to 1613 code for a protein of 497 amino acids. Gene Ontology annotation, cellular component: endoplasmic reticulum; membrane. The transcript is spliced from 2 exons. Gene Ontology annotation, molecular function: glucosaminyl-phosphatidylinositol O-acyltransferase activity. The record is from RefSeq and is a predicted model, not a curated record. Gene Ontology annotation, biological process: GPI anchor biosynthetic process; protein localization to plasma membrane. Lineage: Eukaryota; Metazoa; Chordata; Actinopteri; Cyprinodontiformes; Fundulidae.
CAAACACGGAAGUGAGUGAAUGAGCCAUAGCUGCGCAUGGAUAGGUUCUGCCAGCCUAGCAAAAUAACAAUGCUGUUAAACAGGUAUUUCUUCCACGUUUAACAGCCAAAGUCGUGACUAUGGCUCAAAGGGACGUGAAGGAGGCGUUUGUUAGUAAUCUCAACGGGACCAGUUUGGGAGAGGUGGCGCUUGGAUCGUUUCUCGCUCCUCUAUGUCUCAUCAACAGGGCGUUCAUCUUAGUCCUCUACUACUGGGCCAAGGGGACUCUGCCGCUGCCACUUCCAUUGAUUUCCCAUCUGCUCCUAGACUUUUCUGUCAUUGUGCUUCCCCUUGUAUUAUCUUGUACAGUUCUUAGCAGCAUUCUUGUCCAAGUGAUCAUCUGCCUGAGUUUUAUUUCAGCUUGUGUGUUCUGCUACAUCUGUCGCACCAGCUUCCAGUCCUCUGCUCUGCAGUUGCAGAAGAUUGUCAGCACCUUCCUGCAGAGUGACGUUCAGUACAAGCAGGUUCCCUUUGUGACUCUCUUCAGAGUAUUUGUCAAUGUGAAAACGGCCAUUAGCAUCCUUGCUGUAGACUUUAGCGUCUUUCCAAGACGAUAUGCCAAAACGGAAACCUACGGGACCGGCGUUAUGGACUUUGGAGUCGGGGCAUUUGUUUUUGCAAACGCUCUCGUCAGUCCGGAGGCACGAAGGAGGGGCAUCUCAGGAUCCAAGAUGAGCCAUGUCACAAAGCAGAUCCUUUCUGUUUGGCCCCUGGUGGCUCUUGGCAUGGCAAGGCUCGUGAGCAUCAAAAUGACCGGCUAUCACGAGCAUGUAACAGAAUACGGCAUCCACUGGAAUUUCUUCUUCACGCUGGCCAUAGUCAGGGUUCUGGCUUCUGCUCUUUUGGUUGUUAUACCAGCUGGACAGUUGUGGCUCUUUGCCCUUCUGCUCAGCGGGUCUUAUCAGUUUGCUCUGGAAACGUCUGACCUAAAGUCCUUUCUAAUGCACAAUAAUGACAGGGAGAAGGACUUUCUGCACGGCAACAAGGAGGGCAUAUUUUCCAUAUUAGGCUACGUUGCCAUCUACCUGACAGGAGUGCAGAUCGGACUCUAUGUGAUGCAACCAAGAGCUAAAGUCAAAGACUGUCUAAAAAUGCUAUUUUUCCUUUGUUUGGGAAGUUUGCUGUUGUACACCGCUUUGUUCGCAUGCCAGACUCUCUUAGAGCCAGUCUCUCGCCGCACAGCGAAUUUAUCCUUUGUCGUCUGGAGUGUUGCUCAGUCUUUGUUUUUCAUGUCCUGCCUUGGCCUGGCGGAUUUGGUUAUACUGUUCUCCAAAGGAGCAUCCCACUGUCUUUUUCUGCCGUCGUCGAUGAAUUUUCAGGAAAUGAGCGUCGACUCUCUGGCUUCUCGAAAGAGAGGUGAAAUGGAGAGACUCUGCCUCAUCCAGGCUGUCAGCAGGAAUCAGCUGUUAUUUUUCCUGCUCGCCAACCUCCUGACGGGGGUAACCAACUCUCUCGUGGAUACGCUCAGCUGUAGCACUUCAUUUUCAGUCUGCGUCUUGCUGUCGUACAUGCUCAUGAACUGCCUCGUUAUAUUUGGUUUGCAUGUCUGUGGAAUUACAGCAAAGUUCUGGUGAGAUUUGUAUUUGUAAGCUCAGCAUCUUCAUGUCCUCUUUUUUUUUUUUAGUUUAUGUGAAGCUUGAGUUAAUGUGAACUGAAAAGAAAAACAACGGGGAAAACAUUAAAGAUGUAAAAAAAAAAUGCCAGCCGCAUGAAGAUAUUUUUGUAUUUAUGAUUUGUGGUAAUACUGUCUUAAAUGGUUGUUUUGUAUGUGUAUAGUUAGGGGACGUGGAAUAUAAAUUCAUGCGAGACUAA